AUAAAAAUGAUCUCAUUUUGGAAUGAUUAAGACUCUAAUAAUUUUUACUUAAUAAACAAUCACACAGGUGAAAAGUAGAGAGUUUACAAAACUGGAGAAUAUAUUAAAGAAUUUGAUCCUUCUUUAACAGGACGAGUUGGAUUUAAACAAAGAUUAAAGUUGGCUCUAAAACCAUCUUAUUUACCUGCUAAAGCAAAAUCAUUAUAAUCUAGAUUUACAUUUUAUACUCCUAAAGGUAAUAAAUUUUUAUGGUAUUCUCAAUGUCCUCGUCCUAAAGAACUUCCUAAUUUAGAACAUUUUACAACGACAAAUAAAUCAUUUCUAUCAUAAACAUAAAGAGAAAAAUAAUUUGUAUUUCCAGUUUCAUUUUAGAAGAAUUAACCUUAAGUUAAAAAUACAACUGGUAUUUCAAAUUACUAAAGUCUUCUUGAACCAGAACAAAUAUAAUCAAUUUAGAAUGUACAGAAUUUAGACUUAAACAAUGAAUAACAUUUUAAAGAAAUGAGCAAUCUAUUUGAUUCUAAAUCUUAUGAUUAUAAAAGUUACAACAAACCUCAAAGGUCUAAUUUUAAUUGUAGAUCUAUUAAAGAGAUUGAAUAAAUAUUAAAAGAAGAAUAAUAAUAAUUAGAGAUGUUUAAAGUAAUUAUACUCAUUUAUAUUAGUUACCAACACCUAUUAAAUAAUUUUUUAACACAAAAGGCAGAUUUCCUUUUAAAAUAAAAACAACAUCUGAUUUUGUAAAAGAAGAUAAAAUGAUUGCAAAAUUAUGUAAUGUAUAAUAAAUCAAUAAUUAUAGUAUAUCCUGAAUUAUUUAAGGAAAAGAUCACUGAUCCUAAAUAAGAAGAGUUGAGAAGAAGAAUAAAUAAAUCUAAAGAAUAAGAAAUGUUAGCCAGAAAUUUAAAAAAUAAAGUUUGA
This is a messenger RNA of Paramecium sonneborni, 915 nucleotides long. Lineage: Eukaryota; Ciliophora; Oligohymenophorea; Peniculida; Parameciidae. The record is from the annotation of a GenBank genome assembly.